AUGGCAUCCAAUAUCAACAAGAAUGAUACUACUGAACAGAAUCAACAAUCAAUCGAGAACAGCAUAGGUGGUAGGUUGGAUUCAUCAUGCAAGUCGAGUCGGAGCUGGGGGCGUUCGCGAGCUCGACCGGGUUACCAGGACGGUGCCCCUGCACUAGUUGAGCCUCUCACAGAGGAAAAAUACCAGUCGCUCACACGAAUAGGUAACCAGAGAGCUGCAAAUAGGAUAUGUCGGCCAAGACGGUUCACCUAUACACGAGAAGAGAAGCUUUCCGCGAUUCACUAUUGCCGGAAGGUCACAUCGCAAAACAAUAAACCCAGGACCUGGCAUCCAAUUGCCCUUGAAGAAGCAGCUCGAAAGCUUUCAAUCGAUGAGACGUUAUUAAACCGGUGGAUUCACGAUGAGGUCCAGAUAGCCGCCAUGCCCCCUGGAUCUAAAAGGGUCGAUAAACGUCCUAGGGUUCUGGCAGAGCAAGUAUCAGCACCACAGGAAGCUACAGGAGACAGGGUAUCUGGCGAUGAGGGUUCAGUUGCUGAUGAGGGUUCAGUCGACUAUGAGAGCUCCUCCACACAGCUGAGGGAAUCGUUGAUUUUGACAGCAUCUAAUCAUAGGCUCCAUUCGUUCCGACACCCUGUUCCAUUUAUUGGCAUCGAAACGGGGAGGUUGGGAAAGCUGUAUACAUUUGAAGAUGCAUAUACCUUUUUGGGUUGUCAGAAUAUCAACUCCCACCCAGGCCAUCCUCUUCCACCUACCGUGUCUGGCUUACCGUUAAACGGGCGACCUUCGCUAAAUAUCCAUGAUGAGAGCACAUACACGAGCAGGGAAGGUGAAAGCAAGAGUUCUAUCUCUAGAGUUGUCGAUGUCAAUAAGCAACUCUAUGAACUUGCUCCGGAUGUCGAUAUACGAGCGCCAAGGGGUGGUUACACGGGCUCCCAUGUGUCAGUUAGACCCUGUUAUGAGGAAGUUAAGCACUGCGUUGAAUUGAUUCGCCAAAGCAUAGCCGCUUCAAGUAGUAAGGUGGCUUCAGCCCUCCCUGUGCGCAUUGAGCUGGACUAUGAUUGUCCAUAUCCCGGGGCCCCUACUCAGUGGGCUGUGCUCUUUUCUUUCGGUGAUGACGAGCUACUAUUGCCCUUGGUAUUGUCGUUGUGGGGUUCUCGGACUAUGAAUGCACUUAGGGAAAACAUCCUAUACCUUCAAGGAUGGACAAUUGACCAUGGAACCCGAAUUUCUCUACGAGAAUCCAAGGUAAAAGAGUACUACAAGAAUAUCGAAAGACUCUUCGAAGUGUUCAGGCUUAGUACAGUGCUUCACGUGAUGGAUGUUGAACCGCUCUUCUUACAGGCUAAAAAUCGCUGGCGCUCACGGAGAUAUGCCAGCACAUGGACUCUUUAUACGACUCCAAUCCAUGCACACUCUGGGGGCAAUAGGUUCUACAGUCCUAUUCAAGGAAGAUACAUGAAUAUUGAACUACUAGUGAACAGCAUUCACCAGUGGGGCUCGCGGGUUGUUUUUAUGAAAGAUACCGCCCGAAAGCCUUUUCAGCUUUUGAGGCUAAGCGACUUUACAUUACAUCGGCCUGCACCACAACCGUACGACCACCUCUACCAUACGACAGAGGCGCUAAUCAGGGAUUUGAAGCGCCCACGUAAGAAGGUACCGCUUUCUGAUGAAGUGGAAGAUUUUACUACCAGUGCAGUGAUGCAAGAUGAAGAAGGUAUGUCUACUACGCCAUAUACUAUGCUUCAGUCAAGGGAGCCUGGCAGAGGGACUGAUGCUGACUAUGAUGUGACAGAUUCCAUUGCUGAACUGGGGGAUAUUUCUGAUGCCUCAGAUGCAGAUGAGGCGGACGAGGUCACUGAGGAUAGUAAUAGGCAUCAUUUGGAGAAAAUGCGCGCGAAAGAGCGCUUAUCAAUGCUAAAUACUGUCUUCAAGAAUUAUGCAUUGGUUGAUGGAGAGGAUACAUGCUCGAUAACACCAUGUCCAUUACCACUGCAUCAAUACUCUAGGUAUUGCUCUCACCACACUUCGAGCAUCAUUGAACAUGUAUCAUCAUUGAACGCUGCGGGUGCUAAACUUCCAAUGCCACAAUGGGAUCUUAACCUUACGGAUGAUACAAUGACCGAUGUCAAAGCUCUGUCAACCAGUUAUCACAAGAGUCCUCAGAAUACCUGGGUUAUUGACUUCGAGUACCUCACUGUAGGUGGAGAAAUGUCUCCGAUACCACUCCAGUUUGCUAUUAGGCAACUUGACGGCAAACUGCUGCUUGCACAGAAUGUUAACUAUGACCUGUCUCUUACUGAAUUUCUUGACAAAGUGAACAAUCUGGAAAAUGCGGACAGACACAUACAGGUUCUGUUUGAACGUUGCUACCGUGACACCAUGACGAAUGGAUUGGGGCCAGAUGAGAUCCGGGAUGAAAUACUCCAGAAGCUGAACUACAGUUCAAAAAGAAUUAGUAUCCUUUCAUGGUACAGUCAGCAGGAUAUGCAAUGCUUCCAAAGGGUGCUCACAGGAAGCCGGAAGCUAUUAGUUCCUAAACAAAGCCACCAUCAAUGCUCAAACUUUCAAAACAUUGACGUGGCAAGACUGCUGAAAAAGCUUCUCCCUAAGAACUGGCCCUCCAUGUCUUUGUCCGUGGUUCACACGAGUCUUCUUGCAAGCCAGGGGAGAUCCGGAGCCAAGAGUGGUUAUCACACUGCAGCUUAUGACACAGAGGCUGUGACAGAUAUAGUCAAAGAGAUAGCAACAUUAGUGCAAUUAUUUGUCUGAUAGCUACCUAUGUUAUCGAAUUGUAUCAAGGAUGGCUGGUCCUCUUAGCUAGAUAAAUACAAUCAACUUCAUACCUGAAAAGACUUCACGUGCGAAUUGUGUAGGUUUCAUAUUGCGUGUUGUGGGAAUAGACAAUCGGGGCUAUAACAAUAUAGUAUAGCCAGGGCUGUGGUUCUUGUUGUAUAGCAAAUGAAGCAACCCCAAGUACCUACUUGAAACAAAGAGUCAGUAACGCAUAACAGCCAACAGCUUCAUUGUAGAGUAUGGAUACUAUAUUGAUACAGCCAGGAACACAGUGAAUGCAAAGACUCUUUGUCUACUAUACUCACAACAAUGGGGCUAUUUAUGCUGUCGAACAUCCUUCGAGGUUGCAAUAUAGGGAAUAACCAGAGGUAGUCAAUCCAAGCUAUUCAACAACCGAGAGAGAGUAUUGAUCAUUCUGGAGUAUUUCCGAAAUCUCCGCACUCCAAAACCUUAUCAAUCUUAUCUCCGCCAUUUCGUCGAACCACACCACAUCAAAACAAC
This is a messenger RNA of Aspergillus pseudonomiae, 3294 nucleotides long. RefSeq lists its product as uncharacterized. The record is from RefSeq and is a predicted model, not a curated record. The transcript is spliced from 4 exons. NCBI's taxonomy places the organism in Eukaryota, Fungi, Ascomycota, Eurotiomycetes, Eurotiales, Aspergillaceae. Bases 1 to 2769 code for a protein of 922 amino acids.